Molecule: messenger RNA, 6023 nt
Organism: Cucurbita pepo subsp. pepo (vegetable marrow)
Lineage: Eukaryota; Viridiplantae; Streptophyta; Magnoliopsida; Cucurbitales; Cucurbitaceae
Product: PHD finger family protein
Biological process (GO): regulation of gene expression; chromatin looping; establishment of protein localization to chromatin
Cellular component (GO): Scc2-Scc4 cohesin loading complex
Molecular function (GO): chromatin binding; cohesin loader activity
Source: RefSeq, a predicted model, not a curated record
UUCCCCGCCAUUUGCUUCUCUUCAUUUCUCUCUCUUCCCCUAUCGCUAGGGCUCCGUCUUCCUCUCUCUUUCUCUCUCCUCUGUUCCUCUGUAAACUGUGCUCCGGCUUCCGAAUUCGACCACGAUUUCCAUUUCUUCAAGCUUUGGACUCUUCAUGCUCUUGCUGUGUGGAUCGUGCUCUCUCCGGUUCUCUUAACGAUGAGUUUGCCGCCGUUCGCUUCUGCCUCUGCCUCUGGUUCCGGUCUCCGUGGUAUCGGCUUGUCCAAUACUAUUCACUCCGAGGUUGCUCCUUGCUUGCCUUUGCCUUCGCUUCCGGUUUCCUUCGGUGCUUCCGAGCCUGAGCUUCGGCUCUUCGAUGAGCCGGCUGGGAGCUAUGCUACUUUGAGGAGUGAUGUUCUCGCUCAGUCUAAGAAGAUCGCUGAUCUGCUUCGUGCUACUGACGUGUCUUACUUAAAUCUCAGAGAAGAUGCCAAAGUUCUUCCUGAAGGGUCUGUGGAGCCUUUUGAACUCUAUGAGGAAGUUCUUCGCUAUGAUGUUGAUGCCUUCAAGUAUACUACUCCAGGUCCUAUUAUGGAGCACGUCUCUAGCAGUAUGGUAUCUGAUAGGAAAGUUUUUGAGCAAAAACUACCUAUUAGAAGUCAAGUUGAAGGAGAAUCUAGAACAAUUCAAAAUCAUAAGCCUGAAUCUAUGCCAACUAAUGAUGCACCAAUGUCAUCUUCUAGAAAAGUAAAAGUUAAGAAGAAAGGCAGAGAUGAAACGUCUUCUGUUAGAACAGAUUCUUCUGAGCUUCAAGACGCCACCCUCGCAAACUUUUGCAAGUUCUUAGAGGACUUCUGUGGCAGAGCUGAAAUUUUCAGUGAUGAUCGUGAUGAAUCAGAGUGGCUGGCUCUGCCUCUUACUGAUCUAAGAGUGCUUGUCAAUGAAAUAAUGUCCAUUCGUUCAAAGAAACUUCUUCAUUUGGUUUCUCUAGAUAGCCUGACAAGGCUAUUGAAGGUUUUAGAUCAUCAGAUACAUAGAGCAGAAGGAUUGUCUGUUGAAGAAUGUGAACAUAUAGAUUCAGAUGCAGUUGCAACUAUCUUUUGUGCUUUGGAGUCCAUACAUGCAUCUCUUGCAGUAAUGGCUCAUGACCAAAUGCCAAAGUUGCUUUAUAAAGAAGAGAUCAUAGAGAGAAUUCUGGAGUUCUCCCGACAUCACAUAAUGGAUAUUAUGUGUGCUUAUGAUCCUUCAUAUCGUGCGUUGCAUAAAGCCAGUGAAAAUGGUGUGUUUGAAGUCAAUGAAGAUGAAGAACUUGAUGGUGACUAUGGUUCAUCGAGUAAGAAGCGUCGUGGUGUUAAGACUUCUAAAAUCAGGAAACCUACAUUCAACAAGGUAUCUACUGCUGUUAAUACUAUUCUUCAGAAGAUGUGCACCAUUCUUGGUUUACUUAAGGAUUUAUUGCUGAUAGAGAGGUUACCAGAUAGCUGUAUUCUUCAAUUAGUGAAAACAAGCUUUUCUACUUUUUUGGUGGACAAUAUUCAGCUCUUGCAACUUAAGGCAAUUGGUUUAAUUUGUGGGAUAUAUUAUUCAUACACACAACAUCGUAAUUAUUUGAUAGAUGAAUUAGUUCAGAUGCUCUUCAAAUUACCAUCCACGAAGCGGGCUUUAAGAGCGUAUCACCUACCUGAUGAAGAACAACGUCAAAUUCAAAUGAUUUCUGCCCUAUUGAUUCAACUGGUACAUUAUAGUGCAAACCUUCCUGAAGCUUUGAGGCAAGCAUCAGACAGUAAAUCCAUCUUUGAAGUUUCAGUUGAUAGUAGUUGUCCUACCAAAUGCCAUGAAACAGCUACGGAGGCAUGCUGUCUUUUCUGGACUCGUGUACUACAGCGCUUCGCUAAUGUGAAGACUCAGGAUGCAUCUGAAGUGAAAGUAAUGAUGGAAAAUAUGGUUUUGGAUCUACUAACAACAUUAAAUUUACCCGAAUAUCCUGCAUCAGCCCCUAUUUUGGAGGUUCUAUGUGUGUUAUUACUUCAGAAUGCUGGACUGAAAUCUAAAGAUGUCUCUGCUCGUUCUAUGGCCAUUGACUUUCUUGGCAUGAUUGCUGCAAGAUUGAAACGUGAUGCUGUCAUUUGUGCCACAGACAAGUUUUGGAUAUUGCAAGAGUUGGGCAAUAAGGAGGAUGUUGCUGAUGAGAGUUAUCCUAAAGAUGUCUGUUCUAUAUGCUUGGAUGGCAGGGUAGGAAAGUAUUUCUUUGUCUGUCAAGAUUGCCAGAGGUUAUUUCAUGCAGAUUGCAUUGGAGGAAGAGAAAAUGAAGUUCCUAACCGGAGCUGGUACUGUCAAAUUUGCCACUCGAGGAAACAACUUCAAGUAUUACAAUCAUAUUGCAAAUCCCAAUGUAAAAAUGAUGGUGAGAAGAGCAAAGAUUGGUCAGAUAAAGAAUCCAAAGUUUCGUGGCUUGUCACAAACAUUGAAAUUGUUCAGCAGUUGCUUCUGAAUUAUCUCCAGGAAGUUGGUUCUUCAGAUGAUGUUCAUCUAUUUGUUCGCUGGUUUUAUCUCUGCCUGUGGUACAAAGAUGAUUCAAAAGCUGAGCAGAAGUUUAUUUACUAUCUCUCUAGAUUGAAAUCUAUGGCAAUAGUGAGGGACGGUGGCAAUACUUCCUCAUUAUUGACUAGGGAUUCAGUUAAGAAAAUCACUCUCGCACUAGGACAAAAUAAUUCCUUCUCUAGAGGUUUUGAUAAGAUCCUUCACAUGCUUCUGGCAAGUUUAAGGGAAAAUUCUCCGGUAAUUAGAGCCAAGGCUUUACGAGCGGUCAGUAUUAUAGUUGAAGCUGAUCCAGAGGUAUUGGGAGACAAACGUGUCCAAUUGGCUGUUGAAGGAAGGUUUUGCGAUUCUGCAAUAUCUGUCAGAGAAGCAGCUUUGGAACUUGUUGGCAGGCAUAUUGCCUCCCAUCCUGAUCUUGGUUUCAAGUAUUUUGAUAAGAUUGCUGAGAGAACCAAAGAUACUGGAGUUAGUGUGAGGAAACGUGCCAUCAAAAUCAUUCGAGAUAUGUGCACGUCAAAUGCAAACUUCUCGGAGUUUACUAGGGCAUGCAUAGAGAUAAUCUCUCGAGUUGGUGAUGAUGAAUCAAGUAUUCAGGAUCUCGUUUGUAAGACAUUUUAUGAGUUCUGGUUUGAGGAGCCUUCCGGUUCACAAACUCAGUUCUUUGGAGAUGAUAGCUCUGUUCCAUUGGAGAUCGCCAAGAAAACCGAGCAAAUUGUUGAAAUAUUGAGGAAAAUGCCAAAUCAUCAACUACUUGUGACAAUUAUUAAGAGAAACUUAGCACUUGAUUUUUUCCCGCAAUCAACUAAGGCUGUUGGCAUCAACCCUGUUUCCCUCACCUCAGUUCGCAAGCGAUGUGAGUUGAUGUGUAAGUGCUUAUUGGAAAGGAUAUUGCAGGUGGAGGAGAGAAGUAAUAUGGACACCGAGGUGCGUGCACUUCCAUAUGUAUUGGUCUUGCAUGCAUUUUGUGUUGUGGAUCCAAUGCUCUGUGCACCUGCCUCCAACCCAUCCCAGUUUGUGGUUACUCUCCAACCUUACCUUAAGAGCCAGGUUGAUAAUCGAGUGGUUGCUCAAUUACUUGAGAGUAUCAUAUUCAUAAUUGAUGCGGUUCUGCCCUUGCUACGGAAGUUAUCUCCAAAUGUUGCUGAAGACCUAGAGCAAGACUUGAAACAUAUGAUUGUUAGGCACUCCUUCUUGACAGUCGUACAUGCUUGCAUAAAGUGCCUUUGCUCUUUGAGUAAGGUAGCAGGAAAAGGUGCAUCGGUUGUUGGGUAUCUUAUUCAGGCGUUUUUCAAGCGCUUGGAUUCUCUAGGGAUUGAUAACAAACAGCUGCUAGGACGUUCACUCUUCUGUCUUGGAUUACUUAUUCGCUAUGGUAGUCCUUUGUUGAGCAAUUCCAGCAACAAGAAUGUUGAUGUCACAAAAAGUCUCAGCUUGUUGAAGAAGUACCUGGUGACGGAGGAUUUGGUUAUUAGGGUUAGAGCGCUGCAGGCUUUGGGAUUUGUUCUUAUUGCUAGGCCUGAAUUUAUGCUGGAAGAAGAUGUUGGGAAAAUUGUAGAGGAAGCAUUGUCAUCUGGUUCUGAUGUUCGUCUUAAGAUGCAAGCAUUGCAAAAUAUGUAUGAUUACCUUCUUGAUGCGGAAAGUCAAAUGGGAACAGAUCAACCAGAUGAUGGAGCUGCCCCUACUGCUGCUGUGGAUGGUGGUGGCCCAAGUGUGCCAGUUGCUGCCGGUGCCGGAGAUACCAACAUAUGUGGUGGUAUUGUUCAGUUUUAUUGGGAGAAGGUUCUAGGGAGAAGCUUAGAUUUAAAUGGCCAAGUUCGUCAAACUGCCCUCAAGAUUGUCGAAGUGGUGCUUCGCCAAGGUCUUGUUCAUCCUAUUACUUGUGUUCCAUACCUUAUCGCACUAGAAACGGACCCCCAUGAGGCAAAUGCGAAGCUGGCUCACCACUUAUUGAUGAAUAUGAAUGAGAAGUACCCAACAUUUUUUGAAAGCCGCCUGGGGGAUGGUCUUCAAAUGUCAUUUAUGUUCAUCCAAACUAUUAGUCGUUCCGACAAUGCAAAUCAAAAAAUUCAAUCCAAGGGCUCUGGCAGUUUGAAAGGCAGAUCUGAUGGCAGCUCGUUGACUCAAGCAAGACUUGGGGUUUCUCGAAUUUACAAGCUCAUACGGGGGAACCGAGUUUCGAGGAACAAUUUUAUAUCCUCCAUUGUGCGGAAGUUUGACAACCCACGCUUGAAUGACUCAAUGAUACCUUUCCUUAUGUACUGUGCGGAAAUACUUGCAUUAUUACCAUUUACAUUCCCCGACGAGCCCCUAUAUUUGAUUCAUGCUAUUAAUCGAAUAAUACAAGUAAGAGGUGGAGCACUUCAAGAAGAAAUCAAAGAAUUGGGCAUGCAUUUGGUGCAACGCAAUCCCCAGAAUUUUCAUUAUGAAAAUGGAAUGAUUCAGCCGCAACAACCUGCUCUUUUUUCUGGUAAUAUAAUUUUAUCAGAUAUGAAUGGGUCCGUGGAGCACAAUCAGUCUCGCCCUUUUUGUGAUUUUACAUCGAUGGAUUUGAAUCAGCAAAUCCCACCAGAGUCAGUUGCGCAUCAUGAAUUGAGCAAUAAUAAUAAUACAUUGGAGGGAAAAUUCCACACCAUUUGCUCAGUGGAUCAGUAUAGCAUCUCAAAAGAUGAUCUUCAGAGAAUUCAGACAAUGAGCCUGGCAGCUAUUGCACUGCAACUUCUUUUGAAGCUAAAGAGACAUUUAAAAAUCAUGUACAGCCUGAAUGAUGCUCGAUGCCAGUCUUUCAAUCCAAAUGAACCACCAAAACCGGGAGAGUUUCUGUCCAAGCAGAAUGUCCCUUUCGACAUCAGCGACACAUGCACCAUUUUACCAACAACUUAUCAAGAGUUUAUGCAAAGAUACCAGGAUUUCAAGAGUACUCUUAGGGACGAUGCAUUCGACUACUCUGCAUACACAGUGAACAUCAAAAGGAAGCGACCAACCCCAAGAAAAGGACGGAAAUCUACAAUGGGUGGCGAGGACGAGGAAGAGGACGAGGAUUGGAGUGGAGGCAGGAGGUUGGGUAGCAGUGGGAGGAAAGGUAGCUAUAGCAUCCGAGGAAGUAGGCAACGGUGAUAGUUGGUGUAAGUAAAAUGUAAUGCAUAGUUUAGGCUAACUUGUACAUUAAUCAAGUGAAAUAGAAUAGGGAGAGAGGAUAGAGAAUGACAGGGGAGAAGAAGAAAGAAAAGGGUUUAUUAGGCAAUCGAUUUGGAAACAGCCGAUGAUAGAAAAAAGUUGUGGAAGAGUAGUAUAGGGGGCUCUCCAAAAUAGCCAGUUUUUCUGUAGUUGUUUCCAUAAUCAUGUAAUUUGUUUUUGGUAAUAUCAUAUUGGUUGCAUUCUUUUGUUAAUUAAAAUUCAGCACUUUCAUUGCACAUUAGUUUCCGUAAUUUUGCUUAGGAAAUUUGUUGUUACUAAUUGGAAUGCUGCGUAUGGCAUUCUAAUAAAUAAUAUGCACUUUUGGAUGUAAG